Molecule: messenger RNA, 2705 nt
Organism: Vanessa atalanta (red admiral)
Lineage: Eukaryota; Metazoa; Arthropoda; Insecta; Lepidoptera; Nymphalidae
Gene: MOF
Product: histone acetyltransferase KAT8
Exons: 1
Coding region: 63-1391 (442 amino acids)
Biological process (GO): regulation of DNA-templated transcription
Molecular function (GO): histone acetyltransferase activity
Source: RefSeq, a predicted model, not a curated record
GCUACUGCGAUAGAUUGUGUUGCGCGGUAUUGCGUGAUCCAAUUAAUGAUUUUUUGUUUAAUAUGGCUAAAGGUGAUAAAGAGUUAGAAAAACCAAUUGUGAACAAUGAGUUACCUAAUCCUGAGUGUCGUAGUACCGAUAAUGAAGACUCGGAGUCUACACAAGAUCAACCUUUGGAUAUCGGAGAGCAUUAUUUAGUGCGGCGUUCCGAUGAGUCAUGGCACCCGGCUGAGAUUAUACAGACGCGGUAUAACGCUUCGGAAUCUUGUUAUGAAUAUUAUGUUCAUUAUGUGGGCUACGAUCGGCGACUCGAUGAGUGGGUAUCCCGCCAUCGAGUUAUGUCUGAUAGAUUUGACGUGUGUGAAAAUUCUAAUAACAACAUAAACUCCGAUCAUUUACUCACCGACAAGUCCGGUCGAAAAAUAACACGCAAUCAGAAACGUAAACAUGAUGAGAUUAAUCAUGUCCAAAAGUCCUACGCGGAAAUGGAUCCAACAACAGCGGCAUUGGAAAAGGAACACGAAGCGAUUACCAAAGUCAAAUACAUCGAUAGGAUACAGAUCGGUAAAUACGAAAUAGACACUUGGUACUUCAGUCCUUACCCCGACGAGUAUGGUAAGCAAUCCAAGUUAUGGAUAUGCGAGUAUUGUCUCAAAUAUAUGCGAAUGGAAAAAACAUACAGAUAUCACUUAAGUGAAUGUACUGCGAGGCAACCGCAAGGAGGCGAAAUAUAUAGAAAAGGCACGAUUGCUAUAUUUGAGGCCGACGGCAAGGAACAUAAAACAUACUGUCAGAAUCUGUGUUUAUUGGCGAAACUAUUUCUUGACCAUAAAACCCUUUAUUUCGAUAUAGAACAGUUUUUAUUCUAUAUUCUAUGUGAAGUUGACAAACAUGGAGCACAUCUUGUGGGCUACUUUUCUAAAGAAAAAGAUUCACCGGAGGGCAACAAUGUUGCUUGUAUUUUAACACUUCCUCCCUACCAGAGGCAAGGGUAUGGAAAAUUGCUGAUUGCAUUUAGUUAUGAACUUUCAAGGUUGGAGCAAGUUGUUGGUAGUCCAGAAAAACCUCUGUCAGACUUGGGUAAGCUCAGUUACAGAUCAUACUGGUCUUAUGUACUUUUAGAGGUCCUAAGUGCGAGUCGUGGCACAUUGAGCAUCAAAGAUCUAAGUCAGAUGACUGGUAUAUCUCAGACGGAUAUUAUAUCAACCUUACAGUCAAUGAAUAUGGUGAAAUAUUGGAAAGGGCAGCAUGUUAUCUGUGUGACACCUAAGAUAGUUGCUGAACAAUUGGCUAGUUCACAUUUUAAGAAGCCUCGUUUAUCAGUUGACCCUUCAGCAUUAAGAUGGACACCUCCUAAUAAGCAAGGGCACUCUGCAAAAGCUAAGAAAUAGUAUAGGCUCACGGGCAGGGCUUAGAGAGUGCUUACAACAUCAUUCAUCAAAGGAUUUUCUCUAAGUGUAGGCCUGUUCGGAACAGAAUGGAUUAGUUUGAAUCUUUUGUCUUUAUGUGAUCAGACCUAUGUAUUUUAUGAGUAUACAUUAAGUGUAACAGUAGAUUAAACAAUGGCAUUUGUUGUUAAUAUUAUAAUUAAUCUUACCAUAUUAGAUGCCCCAGUAAACAAAACGGUUUUCCAGUUGAAUAGUAUUACUUAUAAAUUAAAUUUUAUGUAAAGUUAUUAUUAAAAACUUAAUUCAUAGACUCACAACUCAUAAUUAUAAAAAAAAAAUGCUAAAGGAAUAACAUUAUAUAAAAAUACAAAUGUUUUUUACAAAUUCUGUCAUAAAAUAAAGUUGAAGAAUUAAUUAUUGUAUCCUUUGUUAUGAGUAAUUGCUUGCUAGUAAAGAUUAAUCUUCAUACAAAAUGCUUAAAACAAUACAAGGGUUAAAAAAUGUUUAUAUUAAACGCACUAGUGUUUAUUUUUAAUGCUUGCUACCCUUCUAAUAUAUUCCCUUUGGAAUAUAAUUUAGAUUAUUUUGAAUUAUGAAAAUAAUUAACAUUUUAUCAUUGUCAUUGUUAUAUGUUCGACUUUAAGAAAAUCUGUGUACAUUUUGAGAUCUGUUCUGUAGUCAUUCAGUUCCUUUGUCUAAUGUUGAAAGUGAUAUUAUUUAUAAGUUUGAAAUUAGGUUUCUUAUUUAGGGUUCUUAGUUUUGUAUGUUUUAUGUAAAAUAAAUUUAGAUCUUAAGUUUCAAUUGUAUAUAGUUAUUUUGUAAGUUUAUUUGAUAAAAAAUGUGUAUGAUCUUUGUUUUAAGCACAAUACUGAAGUAUUAACAUGCUGACAUUUUUGUAUUGUUUGUGAACAAGUAUAAAUUUGAUUUCACAAAUAAAAUAGAUAUUUUAAAAGUAGCAUUAAAAAAUAAGAUGAUCAUACAAUGUAAUUUAAAUUUUUAGCUCAAGAAAAUUUUGUACAUUAUUCUGGCAACACAGUCACUUUUAAAAAUGCUUUAUCUAUUUAGUUUGUUUGUAGAAUUGGUUUCGUCGUUUAAAAUAGUCAUGUGUAUAAUUAUCUAAAUUAUAAAUAGCAGUUUUUAUGAUUAUUUUGUAAAUGGUCAUCUUAUUAACAAUUUGACCCCUGUCAGAUUGAGAAACGAAAGAUCUUCCCAUUGUAAUAUAAGAUUCUGUGAAUCAUCCUGUUUUCACUAUUUAUUUGUGAUUAUCCAUUAGGUGUAAGAGAAAAAUGUCAUUCGAAAAUAAACCUGGAACAGAAA